Molecule: messenger RNA, 1069 nt
Organism: Panicum virgatum (switchgrass)
Lineage: Eukaryota; Viridiplantae; Streptophyta; Magnoliopsida; Poales; Poaceae
Exons: 3
Coding region: 396-809 (137 amino acids)
Biological process (GO): stomatal complex development; guard cell differentiation
Source: RefSeq, a predicted model, not a curated record
GUCUACUAGUGACGAGUGAGGCGAGAGGCGGAUGCAGAGCUAGCUACACACUACCGGAGUCAGUGCACAGUGCUUCCCUUCCGUCUCGCUGAUGUAUCAAGCUUGACGAUCUGGUAGUCUUGUCCGAGAGAGCCGCAGCCGCGCCGAGAUCUGACGCGGCUACAGUGGCGUCUGGUCCUGGGACUGGAAGAGGGGAGGAGUGUCUUUUAGGGCAGUGAGGGGAGCAGAGCACAGCCUCCCCCCGUCCCCCGUGCCUGCCUCUCUGCUUCCUAAAUUUGGCCGCCUGCACUGCCGAGCUCCGUCUCUGCUCUACAGUUUUUGCUCCGGCUUCAGGGAAUCAGGGUUUGUUGCAAAAGAAAAAAGGAGCCGUUUCCGCGAGGUGCCCAGCCCUGGCCAUGGAGUCCGUCCGGGGGAAGCGGAGAUGGAGGUGGAGUGGCGGAUCCAUGCUAAAGCUGGCGGGGCUGUGCCUCGCCGCGGCCAUCUGCCUGUGCGGCGUUCGGUCCCUGGCUUGCGCCGGCGGCAGCGGCUGCAGGCCGCGUACUGUGCUGCUCCGUUCAGACUUUUGGAGACGAGCUGCAGCUUCUUGCGGUAAUCAGGUGUGCUCUUGUGGCGGGCGGCAAUGGCUUCGGCGGCGGCGGCUGCUGGCGGAGGGGCCGGGGUCCUACCCGCCGCGGUGCGCGUCCAAGUGCGGCGACUGCAGCCCGUGCUACCCGGUGCACGUGGCCGUGCCGCCGGGCGUGCCGGUGACCACCGAGUACUACCCGGAGGCGUGGCGGUGCAAGUGCGGCAACCGGCUCUACAUGCCGUGAACGCCCGGUCCGCCGCAGCCGGAGCCAAGGAGGGCGGGCGGGCGGCCCGACCGGCCGGUGAGCCCGUGUCGACUCGAGCGCAGCCUGCCGCUCUGCGCUCGUGCGCAGCGCCGGUCGGGCGCCGCAUUAUUGCGCCGGGCCGGUGUGGCUCGCCUGCGGCGCGCGCGCACCAGCAGCGCAUGGGCGGGAUCUGCAGCGCGCGUAGUGGCGACCUACCACAGGCCCGGCCCGGCUGCGAUACUGAAGACUGUGCGUGUCCU